UAUCUUUGUCUAUCAGAGAUCUGAACUAGAUUCCCCACCCAAUCUGCCAUUUACUUUCCCAUUGAUAGUAAUUCCUAUCGAUGCCAAAGAUCUGUUGCCUAACCAUCAUUUUGUUCAUUCUUGGUUAAUAAGACAAGAAACCUUAGGGAGUAUGUAAAAUGUCUAGCACUUAACACGUACUGUUUUUAGUAGGUAGACUAAAGUGGGAUCCUUAUGAAUCGACAAUGAAACAUGAUUUUGUCUUUAAAACUGCAACAGGCCCUGAAGCAGAUUGUGCCAGAGCCGGGACAGGACACGUCAUUCCCUUUCAAGUAGAUGAACCAACUGCAAAAAGCAUCUACAGAGAUGAAUUCUGCUGGAAGCCAUAUUCCAAGGCAGAGCCUAUAACGAAUGGCUUUAUGACAGUAAAGGACAGGAACAAUCCUCAGCCUGGAGAUCGUUUCCUGAUAUGGCAACUGCCUCGUGAAGAAACAGCAUUACCUACAGAUAGCUUUUCACCAUGGACAAAACCUUUUAGUAAACAAGAUUUGGAGGCGGUACUAAAGAAGCAGUACAAAACAGUAUACACGAGAGAUUAUUUAGGAAUGCAACCAGGUACUCCAAGGGAUGAUGAUGUUUCCCCUCCAGAUUGGAAAACAUUAAUCCCAAAGCCACCAGAUACUGAAGUCAGGCGCCAUUAUCAGCCACAAGUCCGUGCACCCGAAUUAAUGGAUUUCACUUGGAAGUAUGGGUGUAAUGCAAAACGUAAAAUUCCGAUCAAAGGUGCUGAAAAAAUAAUCCUUCAGAAUUUCCUUGAUAGAGUCAGUGGAGACAAAAUAUUACAAAGAUCUUCCUCAUCAAAGAAGUCAGGAGAAAAUCCAAUCAGAUGUGUCUGAUACUUUUCAGAAGAAAAUUCCUCAAAAUGGAAAUGUGGCUGUUUCAAAAUGCAAUAUCCUUAUGAUCUGUCUUAAUAGUAAAACCAUUUGAAGACUAUAUUUACUUUUCUUAUACGUGAGAGUUUCUUUAGAAAUCUUAAAAGACUGCACUGGCACUACUAAUGUACUUCCCUAACACUGACAAUAUAGUGUGAAUUGAA
Molecule: messenger RNA, 1075 nt
Organism: Thamnophis sirtalis
Lineage: Eukaryota; Metazoa; Chordata; Lepidosauria; Squamata; Natricidae
Source: RefSeq, a predicted model, not a curated record